ACCCUUGUAAUUCCUGGCCAAUGAGUGAAGAGAUCGUUAGUCAUGUGGUUUUGUUGGCAAGCUUUGGUACGGAACAGGAAAGUUCCCUUGACGCCAGUCGGAAUAUAGACCAAACACAAGGUUUAGGACUCAAUCCAGACCAAAUUAAGCAAAUUUGGUCCAGAUCGAGUGACUUUUCCAGCAAACUUCCAACGUACACCAUUGUUCGUAGGAUGAGGCUUGUCACUUAUGAGGUGCACCAUUCUGAUGAGAAAAAAGACAAACAAACCUACCACGUGAACCCUCUCAAGGAAUGGAAGAUGGUGCCAACCAUCUCCCAGAGAAGGCUUUGAUGGUCAGAAACAUGGGGGCUGAAGAAGAAGUGGACUCUGACAUUGAAGCACUGACACAUUCAACCCCCCUGUCACACUUACCCCCUAAGAGACUACAGAGCUACUUGACCUGAUUCUUAGGUCCCAUCUCUCUUUUCUGCAGAUUAACCAUCUAGAUUGCCACACAACGCCAAACUCUCAGAGGAGGGGGAUGAUGUGACGGUAUAGCACUGUGCUGUGCUUACACACAAAAACAUUUAUCUGUUUUCUUCAAGUUUUAUUUUGGUCAAACAUCACCUCAAGGGAAGGUUUUUAAUUAUUUUACAAAACGUGUAAAACAGAAGCUUUUUUUAAAUUUUUAUUUUAAGGCAUUUUGUUGUUUGCCUUACUGACAUUUUAAAGCAGGUAUUGAUCUGGAUGAGUCCAGAACAUCAGGAUGUGUGAACCAUGUGUGUAAUCUGCCCUGCAGACAGCAGAGUCUCAUGUGUUUGAGGGGGAAGAGGAUGAUAGCUGAUAGUUGUGCUUUGUUCAGCAGUAAAAUGAGCCUCCAGGUGUGCCACUGUUGUGGCUGGUCCAAAGUCACGUCCUAUCAGGGCCUGAGGAUCCACCAGGGCAAGAAGGGAUGCACUCCCAAAGGCAUGAGGGUGAUGGAGCACCAGCAGCAGUACUUGUUUGGUCAGAGAAACUCCAUGCUGGAUUUUGGCCGUUGUCUUAGACCUGAAGACCUGGAGUGGAAUGACCUGAGCCUUCAGGUCUGUCACUGUGGCUGGACCAAAGAGACCACUUAUCAGGAGUUACUGAUUCAUCAGGAGAGGAUGGGAUGCACCUUGAAGGGAGGUCUUCUUACAGCCUCUGCAGAACCUCCACGCUCAGCUCAAAGAGCAAACUCAGCCCGGUACCUGGAGAAGGCGCAGGUCCUCACCCAGAAUGGAGUCAGUGGAGACAAGCAGAUUAACCACGGCAUUAAGUUGGAACCCAAGUCAACUAAUCUGCAGAGCAACUUUUCAUCCCAGCAGCUGAAGGAUUACAGGUUGGUGCAGCCAAUGAGGGACCGAGAUGCACAAGCCUACUUCACGUACAGAUUGCCCUUUGAGCUCUACAACAGGAGGCAUCAGCCGUGGAUUGAUGUUUCCUAUAUGAAGGAAGGUCAGGAUGAUGCUGUCUCCGCCAAAGACGAAUGGCACAAGAAGAAGGUUCAACUUCAAAGAACCAAAGCAGAGCUGGAAGAAAAGAUUGAAAGGAGAAAAUCAAAGGUGGACGAAGUUGACGCAGCUCUGAAAGUUUGCACGGACAAGUUGGAGAAUGAGUUGCGGGAUGUGGAAGCCGUCUUCACGGAGGUGUUCAACAUCCUGGAGGUCGCCCAGGCAGCAGCUAUGCAGCCGCUGGAAGAACGGAAGUGGCUGUUGGAGAAAGAAGCAAAAGAAAUGAAGGACGAAUUAGGUGCAGAAAUGACCAAACUCCAGGUUGCAGUCUAUGAGCUGGAAUACAUAUCAGCACUAGAGGAUCAAAUCCUUUUCCUCCAGAGAUUCCCUUCACUCGCCAACCAGGAUGACAUGAAGGACUGGACGGAGGUGGAGCUCGACACGUCGCUGUCCUUUGGCUCCAUGAGAAAAAUCACAGAGGAGCUGAUUGAAAAGUUUCAACAGGAACUGAACCGGCUGAGCUCCAUUGAUCUCAAGAGACUUUCACCAUUUACAGUGGAUGUAAAGCUGGAUCCAAACACCGCUCACAAACGCUUGGCUCUCUCUGAAGAUGGAAAGGAAGUGAGAGACUCAGGAGAAGACCAGGAAAUAUCUGACUCUUCCGGCCGGUUUGAUCUUUUCGGCAGUGUUCUGGGGCUCAACGGUUUCUCCUCCGGCAGAUCCUACUGGGAGGUGGAGGUCGGCAACAAGACGGGGUGGGAUCUGGGUGUGGCAACAGGAGGCGCCAGCCGUAAGGGCAAACUCACACUGAGUCCAGAAAACGGCUACUGGGUUCUGGUUCAUUAUGAGGAGGAGAAGUAUGCAGCCAUGGCGUCAGUGCCACUUAGUCUGUUCCUGAAAGAAAACCCCACCAGAGUUGGUUUGUUCGUGGACUACAAGGAAGGCCUUGUCUCCUUCUAUGAUGUGAGGGCUCAGUCUCAUAUCUACUCCUUCACUGAGUGCUCCUUCAAAGAGGAGCUUUACCCGUAUUUCAGUCCUCAUUUGAGAGUGGAGGAGAAAAACGCCCAACCUUUGGUUAUCUGCAGUGGAAAACAGCUGGAAAAAUGAAAUGGAUACUUAUUUGUGCUCCAUUUCUGUUAAUGAAGAAGAGACUGAGUGAGAAUGAGGCGCAUCCAUGACCAGUAUACCAGUAGAUGUAGACUUCACAUUAAGUUCUUCUAUAUCACGGUUAACCUCUUGCUGUCUCACUGUUUAGGGACAUUUUCAAUGUGAAAUUCUGCCCGUUUUUCUUUUUUUUUCUUCAUUUUUUACAGCCCAUUGUGUUCUGCUUCAUGGAAUAUGGAAUGGAAUGGAAAUGGAAUAUUCCAAGACUACACAUACAUAAGACAGAAUACUCUUAUUUUCAUACUCAAUCAACUUCAAUGAAAUGGAAGCAACAUUAACCUCUUAAUUGAUCGAAGUGCUGUCUCCUGACAUGAUGUUGGAUGUUUGCUUAUUCCACAUGUGAAUUGCAGUUAAAUGUGCACUCUCAGGUUGGACAAUGACUUGGUAAAACAAGAGUUUUUGCAGAGGGCUCAUUUCAGGAAAAAGGUUGUUCUUAACCAAUCAAUUGAUGUGCACUGUGAUUUUCUUACAGAACUUUUUGUGUGCACCAGUAUUUUUGAAUCAUUUCGGACUUUAACAAAUUGCUGUUUAAUAAGCAAACAUUAUUUGUGGUUUUCAUUUUAUAGCAGAAGACCAAAAUGAGACGAAGAUUUACAGAUAUGGCAUUUAACAAUAAGGUGCUCUUAAAACAAAAAAAAAUCUAUACUAAUAAAAGAAGACAGACAGAGUU
Oryzias melastigma (Indian medaka) is the source of this 3287-nucleotide messenger RNA. RefSeq names its product E3 ubiquitin-protein ligase TRIM39. The record is from RefSeq and is a predicted model, not a curated record. The transcript has 9 exons. NCBI's taxonomy places the organism in Eukaryota, Metazoa, Chordata, Actinopteri, Beloniformes, Adrianichthyidae. Gene Ontology annotation, molecular function: protein binding. The coding region runs from base 794 to 2560 and encodes 588 amino acids.